Loxodonta africana (African savanna elephant) is the source of this 16675-nucleotide messenger RNA. It is a transcript of the gene FHDC1, whose product is annotated as FH2 domain containing 1. The transcript is spliced from 11 exons. Lineage: Eukaryota; Metazoa; Chordata; Mammalia; Proboscidea; Elephantidae. Gene Ontology annotation, biological process: actin filament polymerization. Bases 5042 to 8476 code for a protein of 1144 amino acids. The record is from RefSeq and is a predicted model, not a curated record. Gene Ontology annotation, cellular component: actin filament.
UCUGUUUGGACAGAAAUCACCCCUAGAGCCCGGCCGUCUGUGACCCCCCUCUGCUGGCCCACAGUUGGCUUCCUGGAAAGAGUAGCAAACGCUUGCCUGCCUUCCCUCUAGAGCAUCCUUUGGCGCCCAUGUGCUUGUAUUUCCCUUGGUGAUGAGACACUGAGAAAGUGAAAAUGUACACUGAAAACUAGGCGUUCUUCCUCCGCGCUCAGGGUGUUGCUCUCGGGGUGUUAGGCAUGUGACACGUUUAUGUUGUGCCACAGAUUAAGCGCGCUGAGUGGAAACACCGUGUCUUGGGCCUUUUUACUGCUGAGUGGAGUGCCAAGGGGAAUAGCUGGAAGUCGGCAUCGCUGGUUCACUGUGUGGUUGUAUUGAUUGACGUUCUAUAUUUAAUAAUCAAGGAAAAAUUUGAAAGAUAAGUGGGGGUGGUGGAGGAGCCUUUUCUCAAGUAGUGGAGUGAGAGCAAAAAUUCCAUAUUUUAGAAUUGCCUGUGCUUUUCCCACCCUUUCUUCUCCCAAAAGUAAAAUAGAGAUUUGUGUUCCUCAGCCUCUUCUCUCCAAACCUGUUUAUCAUCCAAAGGGUGUGGGCUAGUCUUUCUGUACCCCACCUCAUCUGUGACACAUGUCAGAAAUCUGGGAGAAAGGUUUUCUGGCAGAUUUUUCUUGGAGUUACUUUUAAUUAUUGCUCACCCGCAGGGUGAGUGACCAGCUGAACAACCAGGCCCCACUGACUUUCUGUCCAAAAUUCCACGGCUCUAAACUGACUUUCAGGAACAUGUUUUUCUCUUAAAUGCCCUGUGAGAUGAAGUACAAAGGCUCUUUUCUUUCCUCCUGUGCACUCCCUUCAAGAGAGUGGCGCUUUAGGGACGUUUCUGACCAAGGGUAAAGCAGUGUUGGCUGUUUAGCAAGAGAGCUUUGGGGGAAGGGCCUCAGGGGCUUCUUUGAAGACUUUUAUGAACUUUCUCGUUCUAAGACUUUUUGCUUGUGGACCAACCAGACUACAUGACCACAGUAUUCACUUAUUAAAAUUUCACGUAGUUAAAAGAUACUCAACCAGGAAGGUCCAGCAUCAGACACACCUCUAAUGGACCCUGAUUAGCACUCAGGGGACUUGAAGAGAAGUUUGAAUCUUCAGAGCCUAACAGUGGCAGUUCUGCCUUCUGUCCAGGGCCGGGCAUCUGUUCUUAGAGAUCAGCCUCAGCAGCCUUCUUUCCUACCGCUGAGGUCCCCAGUCUGUAGGUGAGAUGUUAAAUACCAGCCAUCUCUGUCUGUCCAGAGGAGAUUGAUGGGACACUUGACAUUUUCCACACAGAGCCAAGGCAGUCUCCGUUGUCCUGGCGGGCAUUAUGCGUUUCCAUCUUUAUGGUGGACAGUACCAUAGUAAAUCCAAUGUUCUUUUUGUAUCCUGUCUUUAAAUAUCUCAUGGGGCUGUGGAACGGGUUAGAAUGUCUGUUUGCACUGUCCUUUUCCUACCGUCUCUUCAGACUUUGGAAAUUCUGGACCGUGGGGAAGCCCCACUGAAGUCGUGCUGGUAGCGAAAGCAUUGACAUCUUGGCUAAUCACUGCUGGUGAACUGAUUCAUUAGAAGCUGUUGGGUGGCUAGGAUCCUUGCUUCUUGUUACCCUGGGAGAAAAUGAGUCAGACAACAUACCGGGGGUAGUGUUGUAAAUUUUCUUUUGUUCCCUUAACUUUUUUUUGAAGAACAUUCCUUCUUCAAAUAGGGCAGUGGUUAGAAUCAUGUGAUUGCGUAGCUAACAUGUGUCACUUUUUAUUUUAACAAGCCUUUAUCUGGAAGAAUUGCAUUCUUUUGGGGCUUUGGUAUGAGAAGAUGGUGAUGUUGCAUACCCUCUGAGGGUAUACCCUUUCUCACUAUUAGUAUCUCUACAUUUUCUUUGUGAAGUUUAAUGGCACUUCUGUGCAUAUACUUACACAGCACUGGAUGAGUUCUAGCUUUCUAGGUUGGAAAUGUUUUUUUGCUCAUCAUCGUUCUCAAGAGGGAUGAACAAGUCAGCGUAUCUGAAAUUGGAGGUGAAAUGGAGAGCUAGCAACUCUUCUAUAAAUGGGAUAUGUAACGUACACAAGUAUUUUAAAAUAUGUAAGGGUAAACUGCCAGAAUUACCUGUACAGUCUUGAAAAAAGAAGAGUUCAAAUAUAACUAUAAAUUGUAAUUGACAAUGAGUCAUUUGCUUUAGGGAGGCCAACUCUGAAAACAGCCUAGUUAUGCCCUGAUGAUACUUACGAAAACUCCUUCUAAAAGCCAGUUGGCUCGCAAAUGAACUAUAAACCUACUUGGAUAAAAUUUCCAUUUCUACUUAUUUAAAAAAUUAUCCAAUUAACAGUUGGAAAUGCCAUUCCCUAUCCACACAUAGACAAUUUUCAAAACUUAAAUAUUCGAAUGUUUCGUAGUAACAUUUGUUCUUGUAAUGCAGAGAUAAUUUGAUAUAGAAUCACUGGGUGUUGGAAAAGACAGAUCUCACACACCUCAUUAUUUAGGAAGUGGGGAAUGGAAAUAUUAAAGGUAUGUUUCCAGCAGCCAGGGGCAACUUGGCAUUUUGUUUAUGAACCGAAUACAUAUUUUAAAGCAAGUAUAAUGCUUGUGAAAAUGAAGGGAGAUCACAUACAUGGGACACCAGUUUGUUGUUGCUAUUAAUAAUAGCUGUGUUGCAGGCACCUUGAUAAAGACUUUACAUGUAUUAGCUUAUUUAUAUUUAUACAAACCAGUGAAACAGGUAUAUUUUCAUAUUAUACAUGAGGGUGCUGAAACAUAGGUAAAAUAACCUACCUUACCUUGGGUUGCCCAUCUGGGAAGUUGCAGAACUGGGAUCUGAGACAAAGGAGCCUGGAAUCUCCACCUCUUCAUCCCAAGGCAAUCAUGCCUUCGUAUAUAGUUCUGUAGAAAGCAUUUCAUAAUAUUGGAAUGAAUGAUACUGGUGUACACCCAGGUAAUGAGGCAGUAUGGUUUGACCAGUCUGUCUUUGUAAGUAUGGGCCUUCAUGAACGAUGCUGUCAAAGGAUAAGCACGCUCGGAAGUCCAGGAAUACGCCCGACAUGUGGCACUUGGUGAUCUGGAGGGAACAGCCCCUUUUCACACUAGCGUGGACACCCACUUGGCAUCCUGCGCGGGGUCUCUUCCUCCCAUCCCCACUUGCCUAUUCUUAUGCCUAAACAAAUGUAGUUGUUUGGUCCCUGUUUUUCCAUCAGGCCUGUCACAACCCAACACCAAAAAAAGUUUUUUCAAUUUAAUAAAAACACAGGCCACCAAAAUAAGUUAUUGACUGUGUGGAUAAGGGAUAGAUAUGUGGCCUUAGGUAGGAUAUGGGCAGUGUGCCUUUGUGUGUGUGUACUCUUCUUUGUGAAUUAAAUGAAUAGUUUUUUUUUUUUAUAAGGAUCAGCACAAAGCUGGUUCCAAGGCGGAGGUUAAACAUGUUCCAAAUGUCGAAUUUUUCCAAACCUCUGUUCCACUCCAUCAUCUCUAACGUCAGUGACUCCCCCGCCCCAACCCCAAUACUCCCACUCUCGUCUUUGGGUUCGUAAUUCGCUGCAACAUCUCACAGAACUCACGAACCAUACUUAGAGUUAAGUGGUUUAUUAGGGAAGUAACAGAGUACAACUCGGGAUCGAGAUCAACUUGGAAGUGACAGGAACAACUCAGGACGCAGUUCCUCAAUCAGGACAGCUUCUCCUCGCCCUCUGCCACCGGGCCCUGCUGGGGGCCUUCUUGGGCAAGUGCCGCACCUCUUAGCUCUGAGGAUCGGCAAGCCCCACCACAGCCGUCUUGCACCCUCUCUCACUGUAAUACGGAAGUAUUAAAAGUCCUCUCUCUCUCUGUCUCUCCUCUCGCUCCCUCUCUGUGUUUCCCUUCAAACCUAGUGGGAUGGCAAAACUGACCAAUCCGCUUGUCAGGGUUUGAGAAACCUUAUUUGUAUGGUCCCACCCCCAGGAGGGUGCCCUGUACCUUAUAUAUAUUAUUAGCAAGCUGUCCCCUUGGUGAGCCACAGGCACUCAUUUGCUUAGUCCCACCCAGUCAUUUGGUGGGAGCCACAAACUAUGGCUAGAAGGGCCAUAUGAAGUAAUUCACUGCACUGCAGAACUGUCUUGCAGAAGAAGCAAAAGAGGGGGGUGUGAGGAAAGCUCUCGUGGUUUCCAAAGAGUGGCUUAACUAGAGUCAAAACGAUAGCUUUGGAAGGGACGAUAGAGGUCGUUUAAUGUAUCCCAGCCUCCUGACUUCAUAGAUGAGAAAAAGUGAAGUCUAGGGAGCCAGAAGACCUCUAAAAUGGGAAACAGUAAAGCUUCAUUUAGAGCUGGAGCCUUUACUUCACAUCUAGUGUUCUUUUCUCUAUGCUGAAGGAAGCCACAUCACCACUUAGAGCAAGAACAUGGUGGCCCCAACUCCAGGGAAAUGAGUUACGCCAUUAUUUUGUCAUCUCCAAAUGUCCUCCUACUACGAACAAGAUGGAAGAUGCCUUUUGACCCACUGAUUGGUAGGGAAUGUGCCCAGACUAGAGAAAGGCAGGGUCAUUCGUGCCUUACAUUUCAGCAAUUUUCUUCCCUAGGGCUGCGCAUCCAUUGCCCAAAGAGAGGGAACCAGUUAGUAAGCAUGUAGAUUACUCAUAAAAUGAGCAAUAUUUGCUGAACCUUAGUGGAUUUUCAAUAAAUAGGCACUUUACUGUUUAAGAAAAGGUUUCCUAAUUGGGCGUAGUGUUACUUAUUUGACAGCAUUUCCAAGUAGUAAAAUCUGGUUGGUAUUUAGGAAAGUAUUAGUCUCUUUUCAUGCACUUUUGGAUGUGUUAACCCUCAUUGAUUUUAAUAUCCAACUAAUGUGGGAGAACCUUACAGUUGCCUCUGGAGGGAAAAGCUAUACUGAUGUUGCUUAUACUGACUUUCAAGUUGUUUUCUCUUUGUAGGUUUGGAAUAUGACAUGAAGCAAAAGUGCCUUUUUUGUCUGGUGGCAGACCCGUGGGUGAAAAAGUAUGACACAAGUUUGAUGUUUGUGUCUGCUUUCUCAAGGUCAAGAAAUUAUCUCCUUAGAAGACAACAGUACUAUGCAUGUUAUGAAUUGUGUCUCCUUGGGCAGUGAUAAAGAAAAUGGGAAUAUCGCCACAGCAGGUGGAUUCAUGAUUGGGCAAACGCCACCACCAGUGUCUCCUCCACCUCCUCCUCCACCCCCUCCACCUCCACCAUGUCCGUUUUCAGGAGAAGGGUUUCUUUCCUCUCCUCCUCCCCCGCCACCACCUCCACUACCUGGGGGACCUCCAGUCCCUCCUCCGCCUCCAGGACUGCCCCCACCUUCUCACGUGAACGGAUACAGUCACCUUGGGAAGAAGAAGCGGAUGAGAAGCUUUUUUUGGAAAACCAUUCCAGAGGAGCAAGUCCGUGGCAAAACCAACAUCUGGACCUUGGCAGCCAGGCAACAGCAUCACUAUCAAAUCGAUACCAAGACCAUCGAGGAGCUGUUUGGGCAGCAAGAAGACACCACCAAGUCUCCCGUUUCCAGGAGAGGAGGAGCUCUAAACUCAUCCUUCAGGGAUGCUCGAGAAGAGAUUACUAUCUUGGAUGCAAAGCGGAGCAUGAACAUUGGGAUAUUUCUUAAGCAAUUUAAGAAGUCUCCUCAGUCUGUUGUGGAAGAUAUCCAUCAAGGAAGGAGUGAGCACUAUGGAUCGGAGACCUUGCGAGAGUUGCUUAAGCUUUUGCCAGAGUCAGAAGAGGUAAAGAAAUUAAAAGCAUUCAGUAGUGAUGUGUCCAAGCUGUCGCUGGCAGACUCCUUUAUGCACUGCUUAAUUCAGGUGCCAAACUACUCACUUCGGAUUGAAGCCAUGGUGCUAAAGAAGGAAUUUUUACCUUCUUGUUCUUCUCUAUACACAGAUAUAACAAUGUUAAGAACUGCUACAAAAGAGCUGAUGUCAUGUGAGGAGCUACAUUCUAUAUUACACUUGGUGCUCCAGGCUGGGAAUAUCAUGAAUGCAGGAGGGUAUGCUGGCAAUGCAGUGGGAUUUAAACUGUCUUCUUUGCUCAAAUUGGCAGACACAAAAUCAAACAAACCUGGGAUGAAUCUUCUGCACUUUGUCGCACAGGAAGCCCAAAAGAAAGAUGUUAUUCUUCUAAACUUUUCAGAAAAAUUGCAUCACGUUCAGGAGGCUGCUAGAUUAUCUCUGGAUAACACGGAGGCAGAGCUGCACUCAAUGUUUGUCAGGACGAGAUCUCUCAAAGAAAACAUCCAGCGGGAUAGAGAACUUUGUCAGCAGAUGGAAGAAUUCCUUCAGUUUGCCGUAGAGAAGCUGACAGAACUAGAACACUGGAAACAGAGGCUCCAGGACGAGGCCCACACCCUUAUAGAUUUUUUCUGUGAAGACAAAGAAACCAUGAAGCUGGAUGAAUGUCUCCAGAUAUUUAGAGACUUUUGUACCAAAUUCAACAAGGCAGUUAAGGACAACCAGGACCGGGAGGUGCAGGAGCUGAGGCAGCAGCAGCGGCUGAGGGAGCUGGAGCAGAAGCGAAGCUCCUGGAUGGCAGGGGAUCUUGGGGGCUUUGGCCGGAGCAGCAGUGAGAAUGACGUGGAGCUGCUGACCAAGAAGGGCACAGAGGACCUACCUCCUUUCCUGCACCCGAGGCCCAUCAGCCCCUCCUACCGGCCCCCCAACACCCGCCGCUCCCGCCUCUCCCUGGGCGCCUUCGCUGACCGGGAGCUGCUGACCUUCCUGGAGAGCUCCGUCAGCAGCCCCGAGGAGCUCACCAAGUUCCACAGCCUGCCCCGGAAGAGCAACCCCCGGCAGGCCCAGCCCACAGUAGCUGGGCUGGAGGCUGGAAACCUCAGUUCCAAACUUACACACAGACCUCAGGCCUUGGAGGGCCGGGUGGAGGCCCCCAGCCCAUCUACAGUUUGGCAGAGCCAGCUUUCAGCCCCCCGGCCUGGGGGCCCUGACUCUGCCUUCCCCCGAGCAGGGCGCAGCGGAGUCAGCAUCCUCCGAAAGAGGCACAGUGAGCCUGGGGGCCUGGCUCCAAGCCGGUCCCCUCCACUCUCAGCACUGGUUCUAGGGAUUGAGGAGCAUGAGCUGGUAACGGGGCUGGCCCAGUUUGACCUCCAGGGUCCCAAGGGCCCAGAGGAGAUGUCCCAGCUGCCCCUGCAUGACGUCAGCCCUUUGAAACAGGCAUCUCUGCAGGAUGGCCACCUGCAGGCUCUCGAUACUGGCAAUCGCAGCCUGACCCCUGGGGGCAGAGGUUCCUGGGAGGGCCUUGGUCUAGCCCUGGAGGAUGACAGGGCUGCCCCUGACCAACCCAGCAGUGUGGCUCAGGUUUCUGUAGGUAGCGGUGACCCUGAGGACAAGGAUGCUGGGCCUCUGUUCUGUAUCUCGGACACCACUGACUGCUCCCUGACUCUGGACUGCUCAGAGGGGACUGAUUCCAGGCCUGGGGGCAGGGACCCAGAGGAGAGUGGGGACAGGGAUGGCUCUGUGUCCUCUGGGGCUGGGGAGACUGGGGGCAGCCAGGUCUCCUCCAACCCUGCUUCCAGCCCCCCUGAGGAGGCCCCCGCUCCAGUCUCCCAAAAGAGUGAGCCCAGCUGCAAGCAUGGCCCUCCCAGGGACAGAACCCCCAGAGGUAAAGAUGUCUUAGCCCCAAAGAGAAGCUCCCUCAAAGAGGCCUCCCCAGGGGCCCCAAAGCCCGGCAGUGCUCGGAGGAGCCCGGGGGCCAUUCCCAAGCCUGUGCGAGUCCUGCACGCCUCGGAGAACGAAAGCAUUCGGAAGGUCGUGCCCAUCUCCAAGUCAAGCGGGGGGCCUGGGGGCUGGAAAAGGCCCGAGCCAGCACCCCGGGGGGCCCCGAGCAGCACAGACACAUUGCUGUUGCGCCGGGGCUCUAUGCGAGGGACCUCGGACACCUCGCCCAGGAGGCCCGCCGCGGUGGCGGUGGCCACAACCCCGGAGGAGCAGAAGCUGCAGCGGUUCAGCAGCACCCGGCUGGGGAAGGAGCCUCCCUUGCAGCACAGAAGCUCUCUCAAGAAGCCCAGCGCCAAACCACUCAGGAACGUGCUCCGGCAGAAGCCUGAGGAAAACAAGGUCUGCCGCUCCAGUUCCCAGGGCCCUGAGAGCCCCGAAGAAGAUCCCAAGACCUCACCGGCCCCCAGCCUGCUCCGUGUCCCGGCCUCCGUCCCCAGCUUUGCCCGAAACACUGUGGCCUCCUCGUCGCGGUCCAUGAGAACAGACUCCCUUCCUGUGACCAAAGCCCCCGGCCUCACCCGGGCAGUCUCCCAGCGGCAGCUGAGGGUCAAGGGUGGCCCUGAGGACACCUUCCCCAAGGACAGCAGCACCCUGAGGCGGGCCAGUAGCACCUGCACCCCCAAGAAGUGCCCAGAGUCUGCUGAGGGGCCCAGUGCCAACACAGAGGCCCCUCUGAAGGGCAGAGCAGUCGGGAAGAGGGCCUCCCUCCAACCGAAAGGCUCAAAUCGGACCACACUGGGGAAGAUGCUGAAUCCCUUGUGGAAGUGAUGGGUCGUGUCCUCCUCUCUCACCGCCCUGGACUGGAUGGUGAGGACAGCUUCUGGGAUGAGGGCAGAAAGAGGCCAGCACUGAACGUCUUUGUUCCACACACAGCAACCCCUGGUACCACCUGCUAACAAUUGUCUGUAAGGUGCCAUCUUGGAGCCUCCUGCUGUAAAAUCUGAAUGUGCAUCCACUACUGUGCCAGGGCAGCACCCCUCGCCCGUGCCCACAGCGGGUGGCGGGUCUGAGGGUGUGUGUGAGCCCGCCCAGCCCCAGCACAAAGGUCCCAGGAAGACUUAGAGUGUAAGGACAUUCUUAUGUAACAAGUAAAAAUUUUUGGCCAGUUUUUGUAUAUCAAAGACUUAUUUUAAUAUUAUGAAAAUUAGAUGUUUUCAUUGGUUCCUUUUGCAGAGUGAUAUGCUUCCAAGGGGGGAAAAAAAAGACAGAAAAAAAAAUACCCUUUAGUUGAAGGUAUUUUUAUCUUCUUUGUUCCCUGGCCUCAGAGUCCUACCUGCCCUCACGCUGCCCAUUGCUGGCAAUUGGACUUCCCUGCAAGCCCUUGGGGGUUCUGUGGUUGGCUCUAUCUCUGUGAAGAAUCUCUGGCCUGCUCAUUUCUCCUUGUGUAACUGGGUAAAGGUUUGCACGGGACCAGGAGGGCAUGUCAGACCAUGGGGGUAGAAAUGGAAUGCUCCCUCCCGUGUGGUCGAGGCAGCACCGUGAGCAUGGGGGGCGGGUGGGCCACACGGGGUGCAUGGUGGCGUUCCAGAUGCCCAGGACCCCUAGCUGCAGGGCAGUCCUCACCUAGAGACAGGUGGUGGCCCCUGGUAGAAUGUUGGGUUUUUUGUAUUUUACAAGUGCCAUAUUUUAAUGGAAAGGUAUCCAAGGCAGUUCACCUGAGCACCUCUCUCCCAGUCCCUGUCUUCCUGUCUGUGUAUCUAUUUUAAAACUCAGAGGUGGCUGCUAUGGCUUGUGUUCGCUCUGGUUACAGGCAAGGAUAAACCCUGUCUCUCACUCAGUCUUUCUUCUCCUUCUCACCUCUCUUUGUUUUCUACCCAUCCUUUCCUUCAUCUUUUCUCAUAUGAUCUGGAGCUGGGGACUCUCUCUUUAACUGUGAUGCUUUUUAAUGUAGGGAUCUGUUCUUGGUACCAAAAAAACCAAACCCAUUGCUGUUGAGUUGAUUCUGACUCAUGGCAACCCCAUAUGUUACAAAGUACGACUGCUCCCUGGGAUUUUCUUGGACAAAAUCUUUAUGGAAGCAGAUCGCCAGGCCUUUCUUUCAGGGUGCUAUGGCAGGGGGGUUGAACUGCCAAUCUUUUGGUAAGAGAGCAAACUGUUUGCGUCACUUAGGGACCUGUUCCUUGGUAUAUAGUGGUUUUUAAAUCCUAAGACAAGCCAAAUGCAGUUUUUAAAUUAAAAAUAAAAUUACUUUUAGCUGAAUUUAUAUCAGAAAAUUUUUGGAAAGAAGUCAGGUUCCAUUCAAAAGGAAUUAUUCCUUCUGAGAAUAAUUGGUAAAUGGGAGAAAAAUUUUUUUAAGUUACCCGUUUUUUCUCACUUUGGUUCAUUUAUUGGUGAAACCUCGGUUUAGAUCCAACAGCGGUAGAUGGAUUUAAGCAAAUCUGGUGUAUUUGUGAUGCAUCCGUGUGGCCGGUGUCAUGAUUUUUCUCCUGCAGAAUGUUGCUUUCCACAUAAAUGAAUUGGAAACUUUCAGCUUCCCUAAGUCAGCUAAGUUGAAAAGGUAAAACUUUUUGGCUGAAGAAGUAAGACACCCGAUCACAAUACCUCUUGUAGAAUAGCCCUGUGUAGGUAUAUCCACUAUCUAAAGAAACCUAAGAAUUCAUAUAUUUAACCAGGCAGACAAAAACUUUUAAAACAUAGACUCCAUGAGUGGUGGGAAAUGAACGAAUGAGGUCAUAGGUUCAUGGACUUGUGGAUAGUGAAAGGGUGGGGGCCCCACUUCGUUGCUGAGGCUGUCUAACUGUGGAAAGUCAUCUAUUCUCCACAAGCCUCUCUUCCCCAGUCUACGGAAGUGGGGGCACAGCCUCAGUGAUGGCCCUUUCCAACUCCAACAGUCCUCCUCUGCCCUGGGAUCAGCUUCUCAGAACCAGCCCCCAGCGUGUUUAAAGCAAAAGCCUUACUUAAAGGCCUGCUCAGAAGAAAGCGCCUUCACAGUGGGUUGUUGCUUUAAAACCCAGUGGUCAGCUGAGUUUCCCAGAAGAGGUAUUGUACUUACCCCGUGUGCAACUUCUGUGUGUACAUCUGUGUGAGCAGGUGAUCAUUCUAUUACCUUUUAUCGGUAGUAAGCUUGGAAAAAUAAUUUAAGUAUAUAAUGGAGUAAUGUAAAUAUGUUUCUAUAUAAAUUUGUUUAAGAUGAACUGAAUGUAUUUAAUGGUCCAUUUAUAUGUUCUUUUACAUAACAUGUAGCGUAAUAAAGUUCCUGUUUACGGGAGUUGUGUUACAGCCUUGGCUUUUUCUGUUGACGUGUUUGCGUGACCCUGGCAAGCGAGUAUUUCGAUUUCCUGCACAGAGAGAAGGCAGGAUGGAUGAGAUGCAGGAGGGUUGGGAUACAGCAGUCUUGUCCUCAAAAGGAUUAAGAGCCAAAUUAGGCUCUUAGUGCCCUGUCUUCUUGGUCACACAGGACCUGCACGUUUAACUGGGGCCCUGGGAGGGGCCCUGGCGGUGGAGCAGUGGGAGUGCAGCAGGCCUCUGGCAGCCAGUCAGCCACGGUGGAAUGUUCAGCACCUCACACACACUCAUUCUCUUCCAUGUUUGGGGCCAAGCUUUGUGUAAUCUCCGUGAGGCCGGCAAGUCUGGAUCUGCUUCUGUGUGUCCUCAUGAGUUUUGGCUCAGGACACGAUUGGGAAAUCGCAGCUCACCUCUGUGGCUGGCUCAGGAAUGAGUAGAGAGGGAGGGAGGUGUCGUUUUGUUUGAAAUGCAGUGUUGGCGCUUAAAGAGACUGUUUCUUAAGAUGCAUCUCGAACGUACCUCAGGGUCUCCGUAUCAAGCUUUAGUCCUAGCUGCUCUUCUGCUGUAUUUAGAAGUGGACGAGAAGAGUAUCACGGGGUCAGUGGAUUUCCUGACACCAAAGAAUGGGCGUGUUGAUAAUGUUCGUGUGAGUUCUGCUUGUUCCCUGGACACUUAGAAUCUGGAUUUGCCCGUGUUUUAAUAAGCAAUUUGGGACACUAGACACCUCCCUAUACCUUCGACUCUGCUGUACGAGAAGUGAUCCACAGAAACACAAAAUUUCUUUUUUCCCCCAUAGUGGGUGUCUUAGUUACCUAGUGCUGCUAUAACAGAAAUACCACAAGUGGAUGGCUUGAACAGACAGAAGUUUGUUCGCUCAGAGUCUAGUAGGCUAGAAGUCCAAAUUCAGAGUGUCAGCUCCAGGGGAAGGCUUUCUCUCUCUGUUGACUCUGGAGGAAGGUCCUUGUCCUCAAUCUUCCCCUGGACCAGGAGCUUCUCAGCACAAGGACCCUGGGUCCAAAGAACAUGCUUUUCUCCUGGCACUGCUUUCUUGAAGGUAUGAGGUCCCCCUGUCUCUCUGCUUGCCUCUCAUGUGGUUCUUGUCUUUUGUUUUAUUUACAUGAUGGAUUACAUUGAUUGUUUUUCUCAUGUUGAACCAUCCCUGCAUACCUGGUAUGAAUCCUACUUGGUCAUGGUGAAUUAUUAUUAUUAUAUUUUUGAUAUGUUGUUGCAUUCUAUUGGCUAGAAUUUCGUUGAGGAUUUUUGCAUCAAAGUUCAUGAGGGAUAUAGGUCUAUAAUUUUCUUUUUUUGCUGUGUCUUUACCUGGUUUUGGUAUCAGAGAUAUGCUGGAUUCUUGAGUUUGGGAAUAUUCCAUCCUUUUCUAUGCUCUGAAAUACGAUUAGUAGUAGUGGUGUUAAUUCUUCUCUGAAAGUUUAAUAGAACUCUGCAGUGAAGCAUCCCGGCCAGGGCUUUUUUUUUUGUUGGGAGUUUUUAAAUUACCUUUUCAGUCUCUUCUUUUGUUAUGGGUCUUAGUUGUUCUACCUCUGUUUGUGUUAGGUAGGUAGGUUGUGUGUUUCUAGGAAUUCAUCCAUUUCUUCUAGGUUUUCAAAUUUGUUAGAGUACAAUUUUUCAUAAUAAUCUGAUAUGAUUCUUUUAAUUUCAGUUGGGUCUGUUGUAAUAUCACCCAUCUCAUUUCUUAUUUGAAUUAUUUCCUUCCUCUCCUGUUUUUCUUUUGUCCGUUUGGCCAGUGGUUUAUCGAUGUUGUUAACUUUUUCAUAGAACCAGCUUUUGGCCUUGUUAACUCUUUCAAUUGUUUUUCUGUUCUCUAUUUCAUUUAAUUCUGCUCUUAUUUUUAUUAUUUGCUUUCCUCUAGUGCCUGAAGGUUUCUUUUGUUGCUCUCUUUCUAUUUGUUCAAGUUGUAGGGAUAAUUCUUAGAUUUUGGCCCUUUCCUCUUUUUGGAUGUGUGCAUGUAUUGAUAUAAAUUGACCUUGGAGCACGGCUUUUGCUGUGUCCCAAAGGUUCUAAUAGGAAGUGUUUUCAUUCUCGUUAGAUUCGAUGAAUUUCUUUAUCCCAUCCUUAAUGUCUUCUAUAACUCAGUCUUUUUUGAGCAGGGUAUUGAUCAGUGUCCAAGUGUUUGAUCUCUUUUCCCUGCUUUUUCUGUUGUUGAUUUCUACUUUUGUGGUCUUAUGGUCAGAGAAAAUGCUUUGUAAUAUUCCUGUGUUUUGGAUUCUGUUGAGGUUUGCUUUAUGACCCAAUAUGUGCUCUAUUGUAGAGAGUGUUCCAUGUGCACUAGAAAAGAAAGUAUACGUGGCUGCUGUUGGAUGGAGUGUUCUGUGUAUGUCUCUAAGGUCAAGUUGGUUGAUUAUGGCAUUUAGAUCUUCCGUGUCUUUACUGAGCUUCUUUCUGGAUGUUCUGUCUUUCACAGAAACUGGUGUUUGAAGUCUUCUACUAUAAUUGUGGAGCUAUCUCACUUUUCAAUGCAGAUUUUUUCAUGUAUCUUGCAGCCCUGUCAUUGGGUACAUAAAUAUUUAAUAGGGUUAUAUCCUCUGGGCAUAUUGUCCCUUUAAUCAAUAUAUAGUGUCCUUCCUUAUCCUUUGUGGUGGAUUUAACUUUAAAGUCUAUUUCGUCAGAAAUUAAUAUUGCCACUCCUGCUGUUUUUUUAUUGUUGUUUGUUUGAUAUAUAUAUUUUUCCAUCCUUUGAGUUUUAGUUUGUGUCUCUAAGUCUAAGGUGUGUCUCUUGUAGGCAGCAUAUAGACAGAUCGUGUUUUUUUUAAUCCAUUCUGCCAUUCUCUGUCUCUUUAUCGGUGCAUUUACCCAUUAACAUUCAACGUAAUUAAGGAUAGGUAUGGGUUUUUAUGAGUUUAGUGCUGUCAUUUUGAUGUCUUUUUUUGGUGUGUUGUUGACAGUUUCUUUUUCCCACUUAAUUUUUUGUGUUGAGUAGUUUACCUUCAUAUAUUGUCUUUUCCUCUUAUUCAUUGUUGUUGAUUUUGUUUCUGCUGAGUCUCUAUUUUUUUCUUGUGUUUUAUUUUGAUGAGUAGGAUAGUUAGUCUCCUUUGUGGUUACCGUAAUAUUUACCCCUAUUUUUCUAAAUUUAAACCUAACUUUUAUUUCUUUGUAUUGCCUUGUCUUCCUCUCCAUAUGAAAGAUUUAUGACUACAUUUCUUAGUCCCUCUUUAUUAUUUUAAUGUGGUCUUCUUUUACAUAAUGACAUCACUGUUUCCCUGUUUCGAGUGUUUUUUUAUCUUGAUUUAUUUUUGUGAUUUCUCUGGGUUGACAUCUGAUUGCUCUGUCCAGUGUUCUAGUCUUGGGUUGAUACCUGAUAUUAUUGAUUUUCUCACCAAAGAACUCCCUUUAGUAUUUUUUGUAGUUUUGGUUUGGUUUUUAUGAACCCCCUAAACUUCUGUUUAUCGGGAAAUGUCCUAAUUUCACCUUCAUAUUUGAGAGACAGUUUCGCUGGAUAUAUGAUUCUUGGCUGGCAAUUUUUUCCUUCAAUGCUUUACAUAAGUCAUCCCAUUGCCUUCUUGCCUGCGUGGUUUCUGCCAAGUAGUCCGAGCUUAUUCUUAUUGACUGUCCUUUGUAGGUGACUUUUCAUUUAUCCCUAGAUGCUCUUAAAAUUCUCUAUCUUUCGUUUUGGCAAGUUAGAUUAUAAUAUGUCUUGGUGACUUUAUGUUAAAAUCUACCUUAUGUGGAGUUCAAUGAGCAUCUUGGAUUGAUAUCUUCUCAUCUUUUACAAUAUCAGGGAAGUUUUCUGCCAACAAAUCUUCAACAAUUCUCUCUGUAUUUUCUGUUAUCCAUCCCUGUUCUGGUACUCCAAUCACUCGUAGGUUAUUCCUCUUGAUAGAGUCCCACAUGAUUCUUAAGAUUUCUUCAUUUCUUAAAAUCAUUUUAUCUGAUUUUUCUUCAAAUAUAUUGGUACCAAGUGCUUUAUCUUCAAGCUCACCAGUUUUGCUUUCCACUUGCUCAAUUCUGCUUGUCUGACUUUCUAUGGAGUUGUCUAAUUCUGUAAUUUGAUUGUUAAUCUUCUGAAUUUCUGAUUGCUGUCUCUCUAUGAAUUCUUGCAGCUCAUUAAAAUUUUCAUUAUGUUCUUGAAGAACCUUUUUAAUUUCUUCAACUGUUUUAUCUGUGUGUUCCUUGGCUUGGUCUACGUAUUGCCUGAUCUCAUUCCUGAUGUCUUGAAGAGUUCUGUAUAUUAAUCUUUUGAAUUCUGCAUCUGGUAAUUCCAAGAAGGCACCUUCAUCCAGAAGAUCCUUUGAUUGUUUUGAGAACUUGUUGAAGCAAUCAUGGUCUGUUUCUUUAUGUGACUUGAUAUUGACUCUUGUCUCCAAGUCAUCUAUAAGUUAUUGUAUUAGUUUAUUUUAUGUUUGCUUAAUGUAUCAUAGCCUCUUGCUAUGGUUUGUUUUGAUAUGCCCAAAUGGGUUGCUUGAGUGAGCUAGCUUGAUUAUUUUUGUCUCUGGGACUCUGAUGUCUUGCCACCAGAUGGCUAGAGCUGUUAUCAGGUAUAUGCGCUUAUGAGUCCAUUCAUUUUUCUUGUCUGGGUUCAGCUCAGGUGUCCAGGUAGCUGGUCAUCAAGUGCGUGGUACAGGCUCUGUCCUACAGUCUUAGAGGGGCGGGGUGAUUGGUGUAGGUACCAGUAUCUGGUCGCAGCAGGAGGUCAUGCUCUGAACAAGGCAGGGGGCUGAGAACUGUCCUCCGAGUGUCUCUGAGGAAAGUGUAUCCCUGUUCCCUAGAUCGUACAGGUGGGUGGGUUCUGUAGACAGUCCAUGGGCACCCAAUGCUUUUGAUUGUAAGGUCUGGGAAGUACCGGUUAUCCUUGGAACCCUGUCCUGGGUGGCUAGGUGACCUGAGUGGAGCCACCAGUCCUUAGGCCCCUAAUGUGGGUAGGUGAGGACCCUGUUUAAUAGGCAAAGCCGUUUCAAAUAUCAAACACCCACCUCUCCACCACACAGCUGAAACAGUUGUAGUCUGCCAGCAAGGGCCUAUUCUCCUGAAAUAUGCCCUUGUGGGUCCAUGCAGGGGUUAAACGUAUUCAAAGUCCAUGGACUGCUUAUGCCUGGACAAGAGCUGCUUCUGUCCUGAGCCCCCCAAGUUAGUGGAACUGGCAAAUUAUCUCUUACCCCUGUUGUGAAUUUAUUCCUUCUCCAAGUCCAAGAGCAUGGCUGAGGGCACUCAAAUGGGACUAUGUCAGGCCCAGGGAAAUCAAUAGCCACUGAAGCUGGCUUGGGGCGGGGAUCAUGGUGAAAUAUAUAUGUAAGUACUUAGCUUUUGCUGAGAACACCGUUCUCUGCUUCCGGAGUUGUGAGUGGGCUGUGUAGCUGGCUGAUUCUCCCUGAGAAAACUGCGGUCGAAAGCUACCACCAGCCCACCACAGCGCUUCCAGGAAUGGUGCCUGAGGGAUACCAGUGAUUCAGGUCUGGCAAUUCCUGUCCACUUCUGAACGGUCUCUCUCUCCCCCUGCCACUCAGUCUGUUUUCUAAGUUUGCCUUUGAUGUUCAAGGCUCCUAGCUUGUAAUAAAUAUAAUUGCUUCACUUGAUUUUUUGGGUCUUUGUUGUAAGAGGGGUCACUGGAAGCAUCUGGCUAUUCCACCAUCUUGGCCCCGCCUCACCUUAAGAUCUUAUUUAUGUUUUAUGGUAAGAGGCUCUGGGAUAGCUUGGUAGAACUAUUAAUUCAGAUUCCAAGGUUGUACAAAUUCAUGAACUUAUGCCUCUAAGAGUACAACACCUUUUCCCUACCCGCUUCUAUCUGCU